Messenger RNA from Colletotrichum truncatum, 1401 nucleotides. RefSeq names its product 8-amino-7-oxononanoate synthase. Gene Ontology annotation, biological process: biotin biosynthetic process. Gene Ontology annotation, molecular function: pyridoxal phosphate binding. The record is from RefSeq and is a predicted model, not a curated record. Lineage: Eukaryota; Fungi; Ascomycota; Sordariomycetes; Glomerellales; Glomerellaceae.
AUGCCGGCAAGCGACCGUUUAGACAAUGUCUUCGCAGCAUUGCUCGCUCGCCGGGAUGCCAAAAGUCAGCUCCGGCGACUGACACUUGUGCCGGCCGGCAGCGCCGACUUCUCAUCCAACUCGUACCUCUCACUCUCGACCCACCCGGAGAUCCAGCGCCGGUAUCUCGCCCGUCUACAGGCCCACCUGGAUCCGUCCAGCAGUUUAGACGAUGGAAACGCCCCAACGCUGCUUGGAUCCGGUGGAUCUCGCCUCUUGGACGGCAACAUGACGCUCGCAGAGUCCCUGGAAACGGAAAUUGCUGCUUUCCACGGCGCUCCGGCGGGGUUACUCUUCAAUUCCGGUUUUGAUGCGAAUGUCGGACUCUUUAGUUGCGUCCCGCAACGUGGGGAUGUCAUCGUAUACGAUGAGCUCAUCCACGCUAGUGUGCAUGAUGGAAUGAGGAUGAGCCGAGCUGAGAAGAGGAUUGCGUUUGCGCAUAAUACGGUUGAAUCGGUUGACGUCGCAAGGGGCGGAGAGCUAUUCGCAGAGACUAAAAAUGACCGCCAAUCGCAGACAAGAAGCCUGGAUGAAGUACUUUCUCAACUGACUCACGGAGAUGCUGGCCGGGAAGUACGAGAGGGUAAGAGGAACGUUUUUGUGGCCGUUGAAGGUAUCUACAGCAUGGAUGGCGAUGUGGCGCCGCUAAAAGAGAUUGUCGAAUGUGUCGAACGGCAUCUAGCCCAUGGAAAUGGCUUGAUCAUCGUCGACGAGGCUCAUUCAACAGGCCUUCUGGGUGAUCAGGGUCGCGGGCUAGUAUGCGAGCUGGGUCUCGAAGACAAAGUUUGGGCCAGAGUUCACACAUUUGGCAAGGCAAUGAGCUGCUCUGGAGCGAUCGUUCUCGGCUCACAUCUCACCCGGUCAUACCUAAUCAAUUACGCUCGAAGCCUCAUAUACACCACCGCCAUGCCGUUUACAUCGCUCGCCAGUUUGCAGACGGCCUACGACUUCAUCAUGGCCGGUCAUUCUGAGCCACUUCUCCGCCACCUGUGGUCACUCAUCGACCGCACUCAUCAGCUACUGCUAGAGCUUUGCGACCAGUACCAGCCGGAGCCGGGCCUUUUGUAUCUUACCCAGGACAGGCCGAAAUCACCCAUAAUCCCUCUUUUUACUUCCAACCCUAGGAGUCUCGCUCAGCAUUGCCAGCAGCGUGGCUUCAUGAUACGCCCCAUCGUCGCACCUACAGUCCCGGCGGGGAGCGAGAGGGUGAGGAUCUGUCUCCAUGCUGGAAACAGUAUUCAACAAGUGGAGGGGCUGGUUGCUGCCAUCAAGAGUUGGCUCGGUGCCCAGAUAAAUAAAGAUAGACACGGGGCUGAGGAGGUUUCUGCGAGCACAGCAGCAGAACUGAAGCCCAGGCUAUGA